AUCGAAUCGAAUAACAUUUAGGAAUUCCCCAGCCCACCCAAUUAAGGCCCACGAUCCGGCCAUUUCGACCGGCAGCAAUUUUGACAUGCUCCGCGGCGCAGCGUAUUACCAUGCGUCCUUCCCAGUGAGAUUCACGCUAGGUAUUCACCUUGACCAGCUACUAUAAAAGAGGCAGCUGCAGCCCCCUUCUUUGGACUCUUUCACUCCUCUCUCCUCGGUCUUCUCUCCUCCAAUCCCCCAUCAUUUUCAUCCCCCCUUUUCGAGGCGAGUCGACCGCAGGCAGGUAACAUGGCAGAUCAAAAACAAUUCCCAACUAUCUCCCAGAAGGUAGCCAACCAACUACAUCUGGGAUCCAGCAUCUCACAAGUUCGUUAUGGAGGUGUCCCACAACCUGCUGCAUAUCAGAGGCGAUUUGCUUAUGGCAAUUAUACAAACCAAGGUUUCCAAUAUCCUAAGACCUGCAGGGCAAGUCAGGAUCUGGCAUUGAUCUCUGCGAAUGCUUCCCCAGUUUUCGCUCAGGCUCCCUCAGAGAAAGGCUUAGCUGGCUUUGCAAUUGACUUUCUUAUGGGAGGAGUUUCAGCUGCUGUGUCAAAAACAGCUGCUGCUCCUAUUGAGCGUGUGAAACUCUUGAUCCAAAACCAAGACGAAAUGAUCAAGACUGGCCGACUUUCUGAACCAUACAAGGGAAUUGGAGAGUGUUUCAGUAGAACAAUUAAGGAAGAAGGGUUUGGAUCACUGUGGAGAGGAAACACUGCUAAUGUUAUCCGUUACUUCCCUACUCAGGCCUUGAACUUUGCGUUCAAGGAUUACUUCAAGAGGCUGUUUAACUUCAAGAAGGAACGCGAUGGUUACUGGAAAUGGUUUGCUGGCAACCUUGCCUCCGGUGGUGCUGCUGGUGCAUCCUCGCUUCUCUUUGUCUAUUCCUUGGAUUACGCUCGUACCCGUCUUGCCAAUGAUGCGAAGGCUGCGAAGAAAGGAGGUGAGAGGCAAUUCAAUGGUUUGAUUGAUGUCUACAAGAAGACCCUCAAGUCAGAUGGUUUGGCUGGUCUUUACCGUGGAUUCAACAUCUCGUGUGUUGGUAUCAUUGUAUACCGUGGUCUGUACUUUGGUAUGUACGACUCUCUGAAGCCAGUCCUCCUAACCGGUUCUCUGCAGGAUAGUUUCUUUGCUAGUUUUGCCCUCGGUUGGCUCAUCACCAACGGUGCUGGUCUUGCCUCCUACCCGCUUGACACUGUUCGCAGAAGAAUGAUGAUGACAUCUGGUGAGGCUGUCAAGUACAAGAGCUCUAUGGAUGCCUUCGCCCAGAUCCUCAAGAACGAGGGUGCCAAGUCCUUGUUCAAGGGUGCUGGUGCCAACAUUCUUCGUGCCGUUGCUGGUGCUGGUGUGCUUGCAGGUUAUGACAAGCUUCAGAUGAUCGUUUUUGGAAAGAAAUAUGGCUCCGGUGGUUCUUAAAUAUGUCAGCUGCUUUUUUUGCAAAGAGAUGGCGGUUAUUAAUAUUCCCUUUUUGUUGUUUAGUUUGAGAAGGUGGCAAACCCUAUUCAAGUAUGAUGGCGAUGAUAAAAAUCUUUUUGUUAUUUAUUUAGUUUGAGAAUUGACAAUGUGCGAUGAUAGUCUUUUUUGCUAUUCAAUUUGAGAAUUGGCUCUCUUGUUUUAA
Molecule: messenger RNA, 1654 nt
Organism: Salvia miltiorrhiza (redroot sage)
Lineage: Eukaryota; Viridiplantae; Streptophyta; Magnoliopsida; Lamiales; Lamiaceae
Product: ADP,ATP carrier protein, mitochondrial
Exons: 4
Coding region: 289-1452 (387 amino acids)
Biological process (GO): mitochondrial ADP transmembrane transport; mitochondrial ATP transmembrane transport
Cellular component (GO): mitochondrial inner membrane
Molecular function (GO): ATP:ADP antiporter activity
Source: RefSeq, a predicted model, not a curated record